AUGGGCAAGUUCCCGGUGUACUGCGUUCUGACCACCAUCCAGGCUAACUACGACCGCAUCACGCUGGACAACAUAUGCGACUACGUACUCAUGCCGUUCUACACGAGGGCGAACGACACUUUCGUCGACGACAGCAACCCCGUGGUUCAGAAGAUGCUCGCCAAGGCGCUCAGCAGCGCGGGCAGGGCAUCCUACUGCAUCUACGUGCCGUGGACGAAGUGGUCGGAAAUUCAGCAAGACCUGGCCACCCCCAAGGGCAUGCAGCAAAUGCAGACGUACUGGACCACAUACAGAGUGUUCCACUACGCCAUUCUCAACGUCGAAGUGUCGCCAGACGUCCAAGGCCGAAGAGGGUACAUACUGCCGAAGACCUACGACACCCUCAAGGUGCGUUUACCUCUGUUCAGCCAGUAA
Dermacentor silvarum is the source of this 414-nucleotide messenger RNA. RefSeq lists its product as uncharacterized. The transcript is spliced from 2 exons. The coding region runs from base 1 to 414 and encodes 137 amino acids. Lineage: Eukaryota; Metazoa; Arthropoda; Arachnida; Ixodida; Ixodidae. The record is from RefSeq and is a predicted model, not a curated record.